AUGCUCAAGAAUUUCUCGCUACUGUCAAAGUCGGUCAGGUUGCUUAAUGUAUCUAAAUCGCGAAUGCAAUUCUUUGGCAAGAAGAUCAAUGUUAAAUUCAUCGAUCGACGUGGAGAAAUCGUCGAAGUAAAGGCUCGACCUGGCGAUUCUAUUCUUGACACAGUGAUAGACAAUGAAAUCGAAACGGAAGGCUAUGGGAUUUGUGGAGGAGGAAUCGCGUGUUCGACGUGUCAUGUCAUUCUUGAAGACGGUGUUUUUGAUAAGACGCUAGAAGAAGAUCCAUGGGGAGAAGAAGAAUGUGAUAUGUUGGAUAAUGCGCCGAAUGUAACUGACUUCUCGCGUCUGGGAUGUUGCGUGCAUUUCACAAAAGAACUCGAUGGAAUAACGAUAACAAUUCCAGAAGGUCAAGACAUGCGAUAA
Messenger RNA from Oikopleura dioica, 420 nucleotides. NCBI's taxonomy places the organism in Eukaryota, Metazoa, Chordata, Appendicularia, Copelata, Oikopleuridae. The record is from the annotation of a GenBank genome assembly.